AUGAGCGUCCUCAGACCUAUCACGUAGGCUACUACUACUACUACUAAACAAAGAUGAUUCCCUCAAUAGAGUUUUACGCAUAAUAUGACGAAACCCUAUGUAGCUUCUUUGUCCUUAUCACACCCAAAACACAAAACAUAACCGUGAGCAUAGUAUAUCUAGAUAUAUAGUAAUACAUGAUAUAACGAAUUAACCUCUUAUAGCCAUCAGUCCGUUUCAACCCGUCUCAGCAACUAGUCAGUUCAGUUGACGCGCUACAGCUCAGAUCAUGCAUAAUUGCAUAUUUCUAUUGUCUAUACAAUAGAAUAGAGAACAUGUAUUAACACAUAAUAUUAUAUAUUACAAAAAUCACACAAUUUUCUUAUUAUUAAUCUAACAUGUAAUCCUUUAUUUAGUAAGAAACCCCUUCAAUUAAAAUAAUGGAAUAUGCCUGAAGAUUCUGUUUCCAAAUUAUGCUCCCAGGUACAACCUGCUGGUGGAAAGUAUACAACACAACCACAAACAAUAGGUAAUUAUAGGCUAGGCAAAGGUUCCCAAACUUUUUAGGCUGUGCUCACAAAAAUAAACAUAUUUGAACUGAGGGACCUGACAAGCACUUGGAAUUGUAGAUAUUACAUUUAGUUUGACUCUGUUCCACUGAUACAUAUUGUGAAAAUAGCAGAUCUACAAACUUGUAGAUCUGCUAUUUUCACAAUGUUUGCCUCUUUCUCACUUACUAUUUUACAGUGUGGCCAGUUUGGUACCGAAAAGGUGUUAAAAGUCAUUGAAUUGCCAUGUCAUGAAUGUGCAGAUACCCUGUAUACACUUAUACUCUAUGGCAGAUUAUUUAUUGUUGAAUGACAAGAAAUAUGGCAUUUAACAUUUCAUCUGGGGAUUCCACAAAAUAAUUUGCCAACUUUGGGAACCACUGGGCUACUGCAUAAAAUGCUAUGGACAGGUUAAGUACAUCUCAAACAUUACCUGUAGAGUAACUUAACAACAAUCCCUUCAAAUCAAUUUAAGUGUGUGGCCAUAUUGGUUUGUACAGAAUACAUUAAGUAAGAAAAGAUAAGCUAAUACUCUUUUUCUCCUGUCUUUGUAGAUUUCUAUCCACCGGUGAUAGCUUUACAACGAUUGCCACAAGCUUCCAUCUUGGGGUCUCAACAGUGGCUCAGAUCGUGAGGGAAACCUGCGACACCAUCUGGGAACAGCUGAAAGACACCCACAUGCUGUGUCCAGACAGGGAUAGGUGGAUGAGCAUUGCGGGGAGAUUUGAGGAGCAGUGGAAUUUCCCCCAUUGCAUAGGUGCACUUGAUGGGAAACAUGUUGUGAUCCAGGCACCUCCCAACUCUGGAUCCAUGUUCCACAAUUACAAGGGCACCUUCUCCAUAGUUCUGCUUGCCCUGGUGGAUGCAGACUACAAGUUCACAGUGGUUGACAUUGGAGGUUAUGGAGGAAACAGCGAUGGGGGUAUCUUUGCCAACUCCAAUCUGGCCAAAGCUCUCCAGGCAGGACAGCUUGAUGUCCCUCCACCAUCUCUCCUACCAGCAGCACCAGAGUUGGGUCCUCUGCCAUAUGUGGUGGUGGGUGACGAGGCAUUCCCCAUGAAGCCCCACCUCCUCCGGCCUUAUUCAGGGCGUCGUCUUCCCGAGAACACACAGGUCUUCAAUUACCGUCUCUCUAGAGCCCGCAGAAUAGUGGAGAACACCUUUGGCAUCCUCACACAGCGCUGGAGGGUCAACACCGGAAGACUACAAGUUGGCCCUGAAACAGCAGACAGCAUAGUGAGGGCAACCUGCAUUCUCCACAACAUGCUGCGGUCUGCUCAAAUCGGUGGCCAGAACCGAGACGAUGAGCCGGAUGAAGAUGAGGUUGGGGUUGAGGACGAGGAAGAGAGCAUCCUCAGACCACUGGGGAACCUGCGGGGCAACAGGGCAUCCAAUGAGUCCCAAAGAAUAAGGGAUACCUUUCGCAGGUACUUUAACUCACCAGCAGGACAAGUGCCUUGGCAAUAUGCCCAUGUCAACCGUGGUACUCGUCUGGGGCGUUCACUUGCAAGAGCUGUAGUGGAACCAUGA
Messenger RNA from Xyrichtys novacula (pearly razorfish), 2057 nucleotides. NCBI's taxonomy places the organism in Eukaryota, Metazoa, Chordata, Actinopteri, Labriformes, Labridae. The record is from the annotation of a GenBank genome assembly.